Messenger RNA from Microtus oregoni (creeping vole), 1616 nucleotides. Its product is annotated as mitochondrial-processing peptidase subunit beta. The transcript has 13 exons. Bases 41 to 1510 code for a protein of 489 amino acids. Gene Ontology annotation, molecular function: metalloendopeptidase activity; metal ion binding. The record is from RefSeq and is a predicted model, not a curated record. NCBI's taxonomy places the organism in Eukaryota, Metazoa, Chordata, Mammalia, Rodentia, Cricetidae. Gene Ontology annotation, cellular component: mitochondrion.
ACGACCCGGAAGUACCUCUCCAGUUCCCCCCGUAGCUGAUAUGGCGGCCGCCGCGGUCUCCCGGACGCUGCUCUCUGCCGCCCAGCGGCGGCUGUGGGGGUUCAGCCGAAGGCUCCCACAUGGCGGCGCCUCUGCUCAGCCGUGGUGUUGUGGAGGGAGCCGACUAAGAAGCACACAGGCUGCUGCUCAGGUUGUUCUGAAUGUUCCCGAGACACGUGUUACAUGUUUGGAAAAUGGACUCCGAGUCGCCUCUGAAAACUCUGGGCUCUCAACGUGUACAGUUGGGCUGUGGAUUGACGCUGGGAGCCGAUAUGAAAACGAGAAGAAUAACGGAACAGCUCACUUCCUGGAGCACAUGGCCUUCAAGGGCACUAAAAAGAGGUCCCAGUUAGACCUUGAACUUGAGAUUGAAAAUAUGGGUGCUCAUCUUAACGCCUACACCUCCAGAGAACAGACCGUGUACUAUGCCAAAGCUUUCUCUAAAGAUUUGCCAAGAGCUGUGGAAAUUCUUGCUGACAUAAUUCAGAACAGCACGCUGGGGGAAGCAGAGAUUGAGCGUGAACGUGGAGUGAUCCUCAGAGAGAUGCAGGAAGUUGAGACCAACUUGCAGGAAGUUGUGUUUGAUUACCUUCACGCCACAGCUUAUCAGAACACUGCGCUUGGGCGGACCAUCCUGGGACCAACUGAAAAUAUCAAGUCUAUAAACCGGAAGGACUUAGUGGAUUACAUAACCACGCACUACAAAGGACCAAGGAUUGUGCUCGCUGCUGCUGGAGGUGUUUGUCACGACGAGCUGCUUGAGUUGGCCAAGAUUCACUUUGGUAACUCUUUGUGCACACACAGAGGUGAAGUGCCAGUUCUGCCUCCUUGUGAGUUCACCGGAAGCGAGAUCCGAGUGAGGGACGACAAGAUGCCUUUGGCACACCUUGCAAUAGCUGUUGAAGCGGUUGGCUGGGCACAUCCAGACACAAUCUGUCUCAUGGUUGCAAACACACUGAUUGGCAACUGGGAUCGCUCUUUUGGAGGAGGAAUGAAUUUAUCCAGCAAGCUGGCCCAGCUGGCUUGUCACGGCAGUCUGUGCCACAGCUUCCAGUCCUUCAACACGUCCUACACAGACACCGGACUGUGGGGACUCUACAUGGUCUGUGAACAAGCGACGGUGGCUGACAUGCUGAACGCUGUGCAGAAGGAAUGGACGCGACUCUGUACCAGUGUGACCGAGGGUGAAGUAGCACGAGCAAAGAACCUCCUGAAAACAAACAUGCUGCUGCAGCUUGACGGCUCGACUCCAAUUUGUGAAGACAUCGGCAGGCAGAUGCUAUGCUAUAACAGGAGAAUUCCCAUCCCCGAGCUUGAAGCAAGAAUUGAUGCUGUGAAUGCAGAGAUGGUUCGAGAAGUCUGUACCAAGUACAUUUAUGACAAAAGUCCAGCCAUUGCUGCCCUCGGUCCUAUUGAGCGGUUACCAGAUUUUAAGCAGAUUUGUAGUAACAUGCGCUGGAUUCGUGAUUAAUUUUUGUGAUCAAAUAUUCUGCGCACAUAUAUAUUUAUAAAACUAGAGAUCUUGAGAUUUAUCGAGCUGCCAGUCUCCAAAUGGAAAAAUAAAAACGUAUGUGGAC